Molecule: messenger RNA, 738 nt
Organism: Effrenium voratum
Lineage: Eukaryota; Dinophyceae; Suessiales; Symbiodiniaceae
Source: the annotation of a GenBank genome assembly
AUGGCAGCGCGGGCCUCUUGCGCUGCCAGCCGCAGCGGCUGGCCGCUUCCUGCCGCGUCAGCCGAUGCCGCAGGCCAGAUGCUUUCGGAGUUCACGGAGUUCACGCUCGCGCGGGUCUUGUGGAGCGUCGCCUCCUGCCCGGUGGACGCAGAUCAGGAGUCGGAGCAGCGCAGUCACUUGGUGGCCCUCGCCCAUGCGCCCGUGGUCCGGAUGGGCCAAUGGGGCGGUCACACGCACUGCCUGCUGGCGAACGCGCUUUUCAAGGCGCGAGAUCAGCUUCCUGGGGAUUUGCGGCGGUUGGUGGAGUCUCGCUGGGAGGCGGAGCUGGAGGCGUUGGCGGAGCUGUUGGCCACGGAAGUGCCGGAUGCCGAGAGGUACCUGGCGCGCCUGGAGGCCAGUGGCUGCUUCCACGCGGGGCCCUUCUACUCCGGACAGCUGUUGGCUCGGCUGGGCGUGGAGGAGGCAUCAGAGACCUUUGUCGCCUUUGCGCGGAGGCAACUGGAGUUGGCAGGGGGCGCAGGCAUCCGCUGUGUGGCCAGCUUCACCUUGGAGGCUCGAGGGGAGCAGUCGGAGGUGUUCACCACCACAUCUUCGGGCGCGGGUGUGGAGGCAAGCUUACCCAUCGUCGCGGCGCCGCUCCGCCACGACCGCAGCGGCCAUGCAGAGUGCCUCGGCGGGUUCGGAGCGGUGCGUCGCUUUUCUCGAGGCGAGGGGUGCCCCGUGGUCUGCGUGGUUUGA